CCUCGCCCCGGCCGGGCGCCCGGCUCUUCCGGCCCGGGGAGCGGGGAUGCGGGCGAGUCUGGCCGCCCCAGCCGCCCCAGUCUCUGGUGUCGAGAAGGCGGACGGACCCCUUCGCCUCCGUCAGGAUUGAAACUACAGGAUGGCUGACCGGGACUCCGGGGCCAUUAGCCCCCUCCAACAGAUGGUGGCCUCGGGCGCUGGGUCUGUGGUCACCACCCUCUUCAUGACACCCCUGGACGUGGUGAAGGUACGCUUGCAGUCUCAGCGCCCGUCGGUGGCCAGUGAGAUGAUGCCAUCUUCCAGAUCCUGGAGCCUCUCCUACACCAAAUUGCCUUCUUCUCUCCAACCCACAGGGAAGUGCCUCCUUUACUGCAACGGUGUCCUGGAGCCCUUGUACCUGUGCCCAAAUGGCGCCCGCUGUGCCACCUGGUUUCACGACCCCACUCGCUUCACUGGCACCAUGGAUGCCUUUGUGAAGAUUGUGAGACAUGAGGGCCCCAGGACCCUGUGGAGCGGCCUCCCAGCCACCCUGGUGAUGACUGUGCCUGCCACCGCCAUCUACUUCACUGCCUACGACCAACUCAAGACCUUCCUCUGUGGUCGAGCCCUGACCUCUGACCUCUACGCACCGAUGGUGGCUGGUGCCCUGGCUCGCUUGGGUACGGUGACGGUGGUCAGCCCCCUCGAGCUGGUGCGGACUAAGCUGCAGGCCCAGCACGUGUCCUACCGGGAGCUGGGCGCCUGUGUCCGAGCCGCGGUGGCGCAGGGCGGCUGGCGCUCGCUGUGGCUGGGUUGGGGCCCUACUGCCCUCCGGGAUGUGCCCUUCUCAGCCCUGUACUGGUUCAACUACGAGCUGAUGAAGAGCUGGCUUAGCGGGCACAGGCCGAAGGACCAGACCUCCGUGGGCGUCAGCUUUGUGGCCGGUGGCGUCUCGGGAACCGUGGCGGCCAUCCUGACUCUACCUUUUGACGUGGUGAAGACUCAGCGCCAGAUUGCUCUGGGAGCCGUGGAGGCUGUGAGAGUGACGCCCCCACGCGCUCACUCCACCUGGCUGCUGCUGCGGAGGAUCCUGGCCGAGUCGGGCACCAGGGGGCUCUUCGCGGGCUUCCUCCCCAGGCUCAUCAAGGCCGCCCCCUCCUGUGCCAUCAUGAUCAGCACUUAUGAGUUCAGCAAAGGCUUCUUCCAGAGGCUCAACCAGGAACGGCCUCUGGGCCCUUGAACGGGGCCUGGGAUGAGGACCCCAUCUCUUCCACGGGUGGGGUAGAGCAGGAAACUGAGCCAAGUGCCUUUUCCUCAGCUCUGAGGGGAGGGGUUCCAGGGGUGGGGGCUGCCCCUCCGGCCCGCCCAGGCUCUCCUCAGACAGCUUUCUUCCUGCUGCUUCACACUCCUAGCCUCAAGGAUCAUCACUUUUCUGUCCCACCCCCCCAGAUUUCAAGACCAAAUUUGCUGUCUCGCUGUCCCACCCCUUUCCCUGCGUGUUUGCUGUAGCUGGGCCUGCCCCCAGGAGCCAAACACCCUGGGCCUGGUGUAGCCUGUACCCUCUGCUGUCCAUUCCUGAGUCUAAAGAUGGUGAACUUCUCUCUGGUGCCUGUGACUAUGGGGGCCUGGGGUAGGGGAAGAAAGUGGGCCU
Talpa occidentalis (Iberian mole) is the source of this 1630-nucleotide messenger RNA. RefSeq names its product solute carrier family 25 member 39 (gene SLC25A39). The record is from RefSeq and is a predicted model, not a curated record. The coding region runs from base 140 to 1219 and encodes 359 amino acids. Lineage: Eukaryota; Metazoa; Chordata; Mammalia; Eulipotyphla; Talpidae. Gene Ontology annotation, biological process: mitochondrial transmembrane transport. The transcript has 12 exons.